Messenger RNA from Conger conger (European conger), 2312 nucleotides. Its product is annotated as interleukin-13 receptor subunit alpha-1-like. The transcript is spliced from 10 exons. The record is from RefSeq and is a predicted model, not a curated record. NCBI's taxonomy places the organism in Eukaryota, Metazoa, Chordata, Actinopteri, Anguilliformes, Congridae. Bases 523 to 1764 code for a protein of 413 amino acids. Gene Ontology annotation, molecular function: protein binding.
GCGUUGUAUAUUAGUGCACAUGCCUGUUCAAAAAUACUUUUUAAACAUUUUGAAAAUAAAAUGCAUUUUGAAAAUCAACGCCUUGUGCUGGUGUGGGUGUGCUGAAAGAUUUAUUUGAAAACUGUUUUAGCUUACGAUGGAAAUUGUUUAGCCUAUUUAAAACACACUUUUGAAAAUACUUUGACAGUCCCAAUCGUAAAGUAUAGCCUUCGGUUGAUUCAGAGUAGAUGCAAAGAAACCCCGGCCGCACAAUACAGGAAAGUGUUACUUUGUAACGAACAGCGAAGUAGCCUAAUAUAGCAGUCCUCCGCCCUCCUAACCUUUCCCGUCAUCCGUUUUCAGUUGCUCUAACAAUUCGUCGGGACAGCACGGAAAUUGUUCAUCUUGAGUCAUCGACUGCGUCUACACGUCUGUAUUUUUUUAAUUUUUAUUUGUAUUUUUCAACCUGGCCAUGGUAGUCACUUUGUCAUGAAUUCAGGUAGGAUUUUUUAAAAUUCGAACAAGAUCAACACAGCGAUUACGAUGGAUCUCUCGUUCAGGGUACUUUUCCUGGUUACCUGUUGUUGGACGGCUUUUUCUUUGGUGUCAAGCGAAACGGGCGCGCUCCCUCUGCCUAGUGAUGUGCAUCUGCAAUUCCCCAACGACUUCUGCGUGAACUUGACCUGGAGCCCACCGGAGAAAUUGAACAGCAGUACAUGUAGCGUUCAAUACCACAUUACGGUAACAGCUGGGCAGGCUGGCGACCCGGAGUCCCGCACGGAGGAAUCUACGCAUUACCAGGAUUGUCCGGAUAUGGAGAACGGAGUGACGUACGCGGUGCGGACUCAGCCCAAGAGUUGUGGCAACAGGACUGAUAGCAAAGAGGUGUUCAAGCCCAUCCCUCAUCGUACAGAAAAGCUGGUGAAAGAGUUUAAGUGCUUUUACUACAUGCCUGGUGCCAUGAACUGCACCUGGCGGCCAACAGACGGGACCAGAGACCUCCAGCUCUACUACUGGCAUGAGCAAAUGGAAAUGAAGGCCUUGGGUAGCUGUGGCCUGUACUUCAACAGCGGGGAGGAUAAAACAGGCUGUCACCUGCAUGGAAAGCUGCCCGACCACACCGAUAUUCACAUCCUCUUGAACGGGACGCGGGGUCCCUCCACACUACAGAACACCUUCCUGCUGAACCCACGCAAGAACCUGAAGCCUCCCCCCCCUAACCUCAGUGUCAGUGAGGAGGGGCACAUGUUGCGGCUGCACUGCACCCCCCCCGACGUGUUCGGAGACUGCUGGAAGUGCACGUACCGCUACAGAAGCAGCAGGUCCUCUGACUGGCAGGAGAAGUAUAGUUCACCGGACACACCAGUGCACAUCCCAUACAACAGGCACUCGCGGUACGAAGUGCAGGUGAUGGCUGUCUCCAAGGGCAUCUGCGGCAUUGGAGCCACUGACUGGAGCAAAGUCACGUCUUUCGGUGAAGAACAGCCAGCCGAUUGGUCCUCUCACAUGGCUCUUAUCGCCAUUCCCGUCGUGGUCAUAGCUUGUGUCAUCUUGUUCCUGCUUUUCUUUAAGAAAGUCCGGGUCCUGAUUCUGCCCCAGAUUCCCAAACCAAUGCAGCUGAUCAAAGAGCUCAUCAACAGCAAGGAGGAGGAAUCAAAUCUCGCGGAAAACAAGACGGUGCUGCAGGGCAAGGGCUCGGAGAAGCAGGUGCUGUGCAUCCCUGAAGAGCCGGAGGUGUGUGUGAACGUCAGGGUGGAGGAGCCCGAACCCGCCGCCGACCUGUGACCCCGUGACCCCGUGACCCCCGCGCCAUGACCACGCCUCAGACGCGCACGCUCAACAGUGACAGAAAAACGCACCUCAGGGAGAGCAGAGACCGCACUGCUCUGCGCUAAGCAAGGCUGGGGAAGGCACUCAGCCCCAGACAUCCAACGCUGCCCACCGCAACCUUGUGCACUUGAAGAGGAGUCUCUUCGGCAGCUCGGCUUUGGUCGGACCUGUGUCUCCAGUGAUAAAAAAACAUUUUGUAUUAUUCCUGUGUGUCUCCUGAUGAUUGUUGCUUUGUACUUUGCUGAUGUUGCUGCGAUUUUUAUGCCUUUUACCAUGGACUGCAAAGGAGGGGGAGUUUAUGCAGAGCACAGAGCAUCAAAAGCCCUGGCCUUUCUUCUCUCCCAUUGCACACGUUCACCUGCGACAAUCCUGUCAACAUUAGGCCAUACCGGGCCUGGCUGAUCCAAGCUGAAUAAAUAUGAGAUUGAUGAGAUUGCAAACUAUGAAAAUGCACUUGUGUGAAUUAGUUUAUACUGUACAAUAAAGAAUUGUGUGAUGUGUGA